AAUUAGAGAACAGUAACCACUGUAGCACGAAAGAAGAUUAUAACAAAAAGUUUGGAGAGUUGCCGCUUUCAAAAAGUAGAGGCCCUUACUUUGAAUAACUUCAGCACAUCUGCAGCCGCCAGGACAUCACACUGCGCUGGUGUGAUCUUGAUCCACUCCUCUUCCACUCUCUUUCAUAGUUUGGUAGCUGUAGUGGGUUUCUUAGCCAUACCUUUGUUGCCAGAGAAUUUUAAUCAGAAUUUAGAUCAGGACUCUGGGCCCACCAUUUCAUUAUUUCAUUGUUCUUAGCUUCAAGGAACUGCUUUACUCGUUUUGUAGUGUAACAUGGAGUAUUGUCUUGCAUGCAAAAUUGCAGGCUGAUUGUUAGAUGCUUGCAGGAAACUGCAUGUUACCGCAGGAGGUUCUGAUAAACAUUUGCAUUCACUCUGCCCUGUAUGAGAAAACAUUCCCCAAAGCAUGACACUUCCUCCACGUUUAACUGACUUGUUUGACACCGAAUAAUGUAUCCCAUCUGACCCAAAUAAAUUAAACGUGCUCUCAGCACUAAAGCGAAUGAACCUUGGACCAGUUCUCCUUUAUCCACACAACAUGCUCCUCAGCAAAGGUGAUCUAAGCCUUAUGAUUCUUUCUGCUGAUGAGUGGCUUUGUCACUGCAGUACACUUUUAGUCCGACUUCUCUUAAACAGAUCCUUACCCUGUUCAUCGUUCAACUGGCGAGCAAUUCCAGCUGCAGUUUAGAAUUACCGCUUGCUUAGUGAGAGUCUCUGCAUUAUCCUGUCGUCUCAUGCAUUUGUUUUACGUGGACGACCAGCCUUUUUGUGGGACUAAUUAGUCACUAUUAAUUAGUCACUGUAAAGAUGCAAUAUUCGCGAAAUCACAGAUUUGGAAUGACCAGCUUCUCUUGCAAUGACUGAUUGGGUCAUCCCUUUGGCCUUCAUCUGGACAAUCUCCUGUCACAGAGUUUCUGUCACCUUAGAGCAGCCCGCAAUCUUGCAAACUCAGUGAAAAUUAGAGGAAUGCUGCCAGUUAAAUAUGGUUUGUCAUAUAAUUAAGGAAAUUACCAGAUUAACACCAAUAACUUGGAGGUAUCGGUAGUGACUGAACCAUUUGUGCCACAAGAUGUUUCUAGCCAAGAAACUUAUUGGAGGCAUUAUUGAUGUGGUCAGCAAUAUUGACCCUGGCCAGUUUGUGCCUUCAGAUCCUCCCCCACCCCGCAGACCGCUGGCUUAUGCUGAGGCCAAUGAGUCUGAAGAAGAGAAGCAGUUCCGCAGAGUGUUCCAGCAGCUCGCUGGAGAUGACAUGGAAGUAAGCCCCAAUGAACUGAUGAAUAUCCUCAACAAAAUCAUUUCCAAACAUGGUGAUCUGAAGACAGAUGGCUUUACCAUCGAGUCAUGUAGAAGUAUGGUGGCCGUCAUGGAUAGUGACAGCACAGGUAAACUGGGCUUCCAUGAGUUUAAACACCUCUGGAACAACAUCAAGAAAUGGCAGGGAGUUUAUAAGAGUUAUGACAGGGAUCGCUCAGGAACUAUUGGAGCAGAUGAGCUUCCAGCUGCCUUCAGAGCUGCAGGUUUCCCUUUGAAUGAUCAGCUCUUUCAGAUGAUUAUUCGCCGGUAUAGCGAUGAGAGCGGAAACUUGGAUUUUGACAAUUACAUUGGUUGCCUUGUGAGACUUGAUGCCAUGUGCCGUGCCUUCAAGACUCUCGACAAAGACAAUGAUGGCACAAUCAAGGUCAAUGUUCAGGAGUGGCUGCAGCUGACAAUGUACUCUUGAGCGAUGCGAAGGCCUGCAAUCAGUUCAGUGCUUAUAUGCAAUAAUGACUUUAUGCUUUACACUGCUCUCUCUCUCUCGUUUCUCACACAGUAUAGCACUAAUUCCAGAGAAACACCAGCAUGGAGCUGGUCAACCACUGGGGUUAUGUGGGUCGCUUCACUGUGCCAUUUCUUUCUCUAUAAGUUUUACUUUUACAAUUUCUUAAAGUGCGUUUAGCCCAUUAGUAGCAUUGUUCAACAAAAAAACUAACCAAAGAAAGAAAAUUACAAUAAAUGUGUCAUAGAAAAUGAACAAAUAUGCUCUUAUGAAGAGUCUAGGUGCAGUCACAAAUAUGCAAAACGUAUUACGUAUUCAUGUCAGUCGGUGCCAUUUGUGCAUGAAGCCAAUGGGGGAUAGAAGCGGUAAAAAAAAAAAAAUUGCCACGAGUUCAUGAUGAAAAUCUGGUGUCAAAUGCAAUUUUAUAUUAAAUAAAAAGUAUAAAGUGAUAAA
Onychostoma macrolepis is the source of this 2259-nucleotide messenger RNA. RefSeq names its product calpain, small subunit 1 a (gene capns1a). Bases 1120 to 1770 code for a protein of 216 amino acids. Gene Ontology annotation, molecular function: calcium ion binding. NCBI's taxonomy places the organism in Eukaryota, Metazoa, Chordata, Actinopteri, Cypriniformes, Cyprinidae. The transcript has 11 exons. The record is from RefSeq and is a predicted model, not a curated record.